AUGUAUAAAAGAAAGAGGGAACGGUCAAUUAAUAUCUCAGAUAUUCCUCCGGAUGUUUUAAAAAUUAUCAUUUCCUACUCUCCCAGAGAAUUUCUGCCACUGUCGCGGUAUUUCUGUAGAACAACAAGGGGAUUGAGGAGGGAGAUCAACAUCGCAAACACCAAAAAAUACUCAAUCGAUUCGAAGUCUAUUUUUAAAACAAUCUUCAGUUCAUUCAACAUCACCACUCUCAACGUCAGCGGUUGGAGCAAAUGGAACGACACAUCUGUACAAUAUCUGUCUAGACUGAUGCAGUCUGGUUACUUUAAGUCGCUGAAUUCGCUGUAUAUGCGGCACUGUAACAAUAUUAGCAAUAAAUCGUUACACAGUUUUCUUCCCAUCAUUGGGAGGAAUCUUUUAAAUUUGGACCUGUACAACUGUAAGAAUGUAAAUUAUAAGGUUUUCGGGUCGUAUAACCCUAAUCUGAAGACUCUGCUCUUUGGAUUCCUCAAACGCUCCGACAUUCCCGUCGAGAACACCGCCAACGUGUUGGACUAUUUGUUUAACACUCAGGUGAAUGGAAAUACCAGGAUCCUGUUUCCGAAGCUGCAAAAGCUCCAGUUGCAUAACUACAUUGGCGUUAAAUCGCUAUCGCCCUUGAUCAAUAUUGCAAGCACGCUCAAGUCUCUCGACAUUAGGGGAUGUACUGGCAUCGAGGUUGGCGAAUUCAACCUUAUUUCCAAGUUGACUGCGUUGGAGGAGCUACACAUAGGACUCCCGGUGGAUGCUGAAACUCUCGUUAACAUUGUCACUUCUUGUACCAACAUUUCCGUUUUGGACGUUUCUGAGUCCGCCGUCACUUCUAGCGUCGUUGACGCAAUUUGCAACAAUCUCACCAUGCUGUCCAGACUCAAGCUUACCAAAUGCGGGUACGAACGUUUUAUCACUCCCACUUCUUUCAGGACUAUUAACAACGAGUUUCUGAUUAAGCUGCUGUCCAGCCUCUCGAAGCUAUCGCUGAUCGACGUCUCUCACUGCUGGAGGCUCACCAACUCAAUGUUGGACUCAAUAACUAAAAUUGCCUCUGGCAACAACCUAUCUAAAAUAGGCGUUUACAUGUGCUCUCUCGACAACUCGAAGUUGUUGUACAAGUUCAACUGCGCUGGCGCAAACAACGUAAUACCGGUCAUACACAACGAGCUGCAAAUAGACGUGAAUUAA
Molecule: messenger RNA, 1200 nt
Organism: Theileria orientalis strain Shintoku
Lineage: Eukaryota; Apicomplexa; Aconoidasida; Piroplasmida; Theileriidae
Exons: 5
Coding region: 1-1200 (399 amino acids)
Biological process (GO): SCF-dependent proteasomal ubiquitin-dependent protein catabolic process
Cellular component (GO): SCF ubiquitin ligase complex
Source: RefSeq, a predicted model, not a curated record